This is a messenger RNA of Gavialis gangeticus (Gharial), 2687 nucleotides long. It is a transcript of the gene FAM204A, whose product is annotated as family with sequence similarity 204 member A. NCBI's taxonomy places the organism in Eukaryota, Metazoa, Chordata, Crocodylia, Gavialidae. The transcript is spliced from 8 exons. The coding region runs from base 84 to 800 and encodes 238 amino acids. The record is from RefSeq and is a predicted model, not a curated record.
GGCCGAGAGGCGGAGCCCAAUAGCGGGCCGCGGUGUUAGUGGAGUGUCAAGAUGGCGGCGCGGUAAACACGGCUGACUAGAAGAUGUGGAGUGGACUUUUACCACCAGGUGUGAAUGAAAGUGAUGCUGACUUGAGCUCUGAUGAUGGAGAUGCAGCAGAUGGUCCUGCAUUGUGCACAAAGGAUGAUAGAGAAGAGGCUGUCAAAGGAAUUCAGUUUUCUGAUUUCCAGAUAGAUGGACCUGAAAGUACUUCUGUAUCAGUGACAGAUGAAGAAAAUGCACGUCAGCCAUGCCCUUCUGGAAUUUCUUUAAAUAUGUGGAAUAAAUUUGUGGAGCUGCAGAAGAAAAAAUGUCAAAUGAAAGCCCAAGCAAAUGACAGACAGAAGGGGAAAAAAAGAAAAUGUUCCAGAAAAGAAAAACUGAAAAAGAAGGAUAAAGGAGUGACUGAGAGUCAACGACUGACAAAUGAAGACCAGUGGAAGGAACUGACCCAAUACUUUGGGAGCAAUGAUAGGUUUGAACCACUUGUCAGCAAGAAAGCUCCCCAAAAGUCUGGCCUUGAAGUCAGUGUUGACAAGUCUGUGGCUGAAGGGGACAUUGAGAAAGCUGAGGAGCUGAGUGAUAGGUUAGCCGUUCGUGAGCUGGGUGUGAAAAUUGCCAAGGCUGUAGCUUGUCGCAACUUUGUAAAAGCCAAGCAGGAAACAGAAGCUUCCCAGGAAGCUCGGAAAAAGAAGAAGCUUGCAUGGGGNUUUGAAGCUAAGAAAAGAUGGGAAACAAAAAGCAACAUGGGAUAUAUGUAGUUCUGUCUUAUUCUCAUCAGAAAGCAAAGCUGUUUUUUAAGGUUUCUGUUGUAUGUAGUGGAAUCUUUGCCCUUUGGUAAAGAGUAUAAAUUAAAUCUGAAUAAUUAAAAUAAUUUGAUUAGUUUGAAGAAUUUUUUUUUUGCUUUUUUUUUACUUGUACAUCUUCGUGCUUUUAGAUUUCAGAAUCCUGUUUUAAAUCCCCGUUUAAAAUAUAUUGGAAAUAAUAGUCACACAUGUAUGCUUAGCAUUCAGAUAACAGAUUUCCAAAUUUGAAAAAAAAAAAAUCUCUAUAACACAUUUCAGGUUUAGUCAGUUUGGAGCCAGGUCAAGAAUUCUGUAAAGCUAGACUCAAAACUUCAGUGCAGGGAGGUGUUCUGCUGGUGGUAAUGUAUCUCUGUAACACUGAUAACAUAUUCCUGUCAGUAGUUCGGGAUUCAGGGGGAGAAACAUCUUUUAUAUUAGUUUUCCCAAGUACAUGUUGGACCAGUUAAUCUUAGCACCAUAUUGUUAUGAGACAAAUAAUGGAACUUUCAUACAAGAGAUCAGUUGAUUGGAUUGAAGGUGUGUUUUGAAAUACUUGACAAGUACCAGAAGGUCAGCUUUAGUCACCUUACCCUAUGUUCCUGUCACUUUACUGAAAGUGUUGUAUACUCAAUAAUGUAAAAACCGGUUUAAUUUCAAAUAAACAACACAUAGAUAAGAUAUUUAUGUGGCGAGAUGAGUUGUUGAGGAACACCCUAGGCUUGUAGUUCAGAAAAUGUGGUGGUUAGAGUUAUUGUGAGGGUUGCAUGUACUCUGUGACCUGGAGCUAUUGUUCUGGAAAAUCCUUCCAUUUCCCCCUUAUGAAUAUUGCUUCCAAAUUUUAAAAUGCCUUUUUGUCAGGUGGGUAAUAUGAACCUAAAAAUAUCAACCAUUUUCCACUGUGUAGUCUUAUCAACUGCACUCUGACAUCAAGUGCAAAAUCUAUUCCGAGUCAAAUGUCUUCCAGCAGAAACAGGUGUCAGAUAUUGAUGUAAGUAACCAGAUUGAUGUUGUUUCCUCCGUCAUUUGCUUCAAAAAAAAAUUUGGGCACAUACAAAACUAGCAAUAACUUUUCCUCCUAAAACUUCUGCAUCAGAAUGCGUAAAUUGAAUUGGUAAUGUAAACGUCAGUUAUUGUUAGUCAAGAUUAAUAUGUUCCAGGCUAAAAGUAUGGUAUUAACAAAAUGGUGACUUACUCCAAGUCCUUCAGGCUAAAACAGCAUUCUAAAGAAUAACAAUUUGGAGGUUUAUGGCACUAAUUUUGAGUUUUGAGUCUCAGGUGGAAUAGUGCGCUCUUGUUGGGUAGCCUUCAGGAUGUUUUUUUUUCUUUCUAGAGAAUGUUAUAUUUCUUUCAUAGACAGGAGGUUUUGCAAUGUGGUGAUCUAGAGUUAGCUGUAAUUAGCUAUGAUGACAGAGUUAAAUUCAGUUGCCAAGAUUGUAAAUCAGUGGCUAAACAGGCUUCUACAGUAGAGCAUCAUAAAUCUCAAAUUACAUAUUAAAUACAUUUACCUCUUUGGGAAGCAUCUUUGUGAAAGGAAACAAGUGUUAUCUAAUCCUUACUUUCAAGUUAAUAAUGCGUUCAAACUAUACAUGCAAAUUAGGUAUCUUAUGUCUGUGCAUCUAUUUUUCCACCUACAGUAGCAUUACGCUUCAAACAUUUUUAGUAAUAAAACCAGAAAAAAAUACCUUGCCAGUUUCUUGGCAUUCCUACAAAAAUACUGUUUAGGAGUGGUGGGGUAUAUAAUUGUAAAUGUAUCAGAAUUCUGUGAAAUGUUUUUGCUUAAACUUCAGAGAGAAUUCAGUUUUUGCUCUUGUCCAUUUUUUCUUAACAGGUAGUAAGUAAAGGUUGGGAAAUGGAUGAACUCUA